Nematostella vectensis (starlet sea anemone) is the source of this 2957-nucleotide messenger RNA. Its product is annotated as potassium voltage-gated channel subfamily A member 1. Gene Ontology annotation, cellular component: membrane; voltage-gated potassium channel complex. Gene Ontology annotation, molecular function: delayed rectifier potassium channel activity; protein binding. The transcript has a single exon. Gene Ontology annotation, biological process: potassium ion transmembrane transport; protein homooligomerization. The record is from RefSeq and is a predicted model, not a curated record. The coding region runs from base 721 to 1959 and encodes 412 amino acids. Lineage: Eukaryota; Metazoa; Cnidaria; Anthozoa; Actiniaria; Edwardsiidae.
GUUACAUGUUUUGAUGAUUAAUCCAGCCAUUUUCUUCCAAGGGGGUGGUUGGUAAUUCCCGCAUGAUUUGAAAUAUUGAUCAAUACAUUACGCUUAAUGCUUAUACUAAAUAUGCACCCCUUCAAAGGCAAGAACUUUAAUUUAAGGUAAAGGUGUAAUUAGCGGAAACAUGUCCCCACAAAACUAAAGAAUCAGUUUUGUAUAAGGCACUUCAAACAAAAACAAAACAAAGGGCAUAUCGAUAUCAAGUACAAAUUUCGAUAACAAAUUGAUUUAUACAGAUGUUUAUGACAAGGUAUUCACAUUUGGGAACCUUGCGUCAGGAAAAGAUAUUGUGCCAAAAAUGGAGAUUUACCUAUGAAUAAUUAACCGAAUUCGAAAUAAUAUAAAUGGAAAACAUGAGUUUUAAAAGCCAACUAGAAGAGACAACCGCAGAGGUUCGAGUGGAAUCGAAACAAGUCUAGCUAGCAUCAGGCCUGUGCGAAGAAUUCCGACGGGCACUAUAAUGCUGAAUCGAAACUUCGAGUACCACACCUCAAGUUUUAUCCUGGAAUUGUUUAUAUCUUAUCAGCAAAACCAAAGAAUCAAUGAAAACGAAAGCCUAACUAGCACCGGCUCUUGCCAAGAAAGGAAAAAAGAAGUCUUAAGUACUUGAAAAGGGUACUAUUUAUUUCAAAACUCCUCGGCGAAUGCGGGCAAGUUACAAUCUUGUUUCUUUUCAUGGCUCACCCAGAAGCCUACGAGUCAGUCUCGUUUUGUAACCUUGAUUUAAAUGAUCGUAUUGUGAUAAAUAUAAGCGGAGAGCGCUACGAGACCCUUGAAUCGACGCUAAUGCGCUACCCAAACACUUUAUUAGGGUCUCCAAUCAAGCGCUCUCAAUACUUCGACCAAAGGCAAUGUGAGUAUUUUUUUAAUCGAAACCGUCAAGCAUUUGAUGCGAUACUCUUUUAUUACCAAUCAUGCGGGCGACUUAUCAAGCCUGAGUUACUCCCGGAAAAUAUAUUUGUAGAGGAGGUGCGAUUCUUCGAAAUCCCCAGCGAUUUGAUAACAGCAAGAGAGGAGUUAGAAGAGAAAUUAAUGGGCAAAAACGCGGUUUUGCCCAAAAACGACCAUCAAAAAAAAAUCUGGUUGGCAUUUUCGGUACCCGAAUCAUCGUUUUUAGCGCGCGUAAUUGCGCUUUGGUCUGUAAUGGUUAUACUUAUCUCGGUUAUCAUACCUUGUGUGGAAUCAUCUCUGCUCGAAUUUAACGAAACCUCAAUUGGAAACUCGAACGUGUUGGCAACAAAUGUCUACGUCAUCAUUGAGAUGGCAUGCUAUAUCUGGUUUACAAUAGAGCUUAUUUUUAGGCUGGCAUCCGCACCGGAGAAAAUCAAGUUCUGUAAGCAGCCCUUGAACGUUGUGGAUAUCUUAACUGUCCUGCCAUAUUAUAUCGUGUUAGCGGUAGAGAAAAGCAGGACAGGAUCACUUUCUGUAAUGCGCGCGGCUCGCAUGCUUCGUGUAUUGCGCAUCUUCAAGCUCUCCCGAUACUCUAGCGGAAUGCGCGUGCUUCUCUACACGUUCCUAAUGAGUCUAAAUGAGCUGUGGAUGUUUAUGUUGUUCGCUGGAAUGAGUGUACUUCUUUCGUCUGCCGCCGCUUACUAUGCAGAGACGGCGCACGGGCGGCAAACGUUCGAGAGUAUUCCUGGUGCAUUCUGGUGGUCAAUUAGUACCGUGACCACUGUCGGCUACGGGGAUCAAUAUCCUCUCACAGCUUCAGGGAAAAUCGUAGGCUCCAUACUUAGCGUGUUUGGGGUACUCGUGGUUGCGCUCCCGGUGUUUCUGUUCGUGUCUAAUUUUAAAAAGGUUCUGAGUACUAAAUGUACCGUUGUUGAGGAUGAUAGCAGGCGUGACCAGGAAUCCAUAAGAAGGCACAAACUAGGAAUUAAGAACUUCAACACGGGUAAGACUCGCGGCCGGUAAGCGAAGACGGAGUUCAGUAGGCAGAAACGUCCCAGUAUGCGCUAUUUUAUUGUUAUUGUUGUUUAAGUAGGUUAUUAUAAAGUCUCUACGCUAUUAUGAACACUAAAUUACGGUCACGGGAGUGUUCGUAAUAGCGAAGGGCCCCAGUAGGACUGCCUCAGGGUCUUAAUCUUGACACUUUCUGGAUGUGGUUGGUGCAUUCUCGACCGCUGCCUGCUCUGGGACAGUUUCUGUCCUUGGACGGCGUACCUGUGUUUAUCACCGAGGGACUGGGACCGGCCUUGACCGCCCGCGGUUCGAGACUCAUACGAACACAACAUGACGGAGAAACCUUGCGCGUGCUCACUCACGGGCUAUAGGAUAAUUUGACUCCAAAAUGAAGUCUAAUGUCUUGUUAGUGUUGAAUAAGCACGCAUUCCUACUUUAACUGGAUGUAUUUGCCUUGGUUCGCUCUUACAGCGAGCUCUGUCCCUACCUUUCAAACGACGCGCUGUGUAACCGCCGCCACCUGGUAAAUUAGUUACUCGACCACCUCGACCCCCAACGGCGUGUUUUUUAAGAGAAAAUAAACCAAGACAAAUACAUCCAUUCAAAGUAGGAAUACGUGCUUUAUACAAAACUAACAAGACAUUAGACUUCAUUUCGGAGCCAAAUUAUCCUAUAGCCCGUGGCUCCUUUCAAACAUAUUCUAAAGAAGCCACUAUUUCUUACAAUGGCCGUCGAUUCAUGACUUAAUUCCCCUUUUCAAAUCACUAAUACCGUGAGGAUAAAUGCAAUAUCCCCAAGAGUUUAUUGGUCACCCGCGCUAUUUUUGAACGCCGCUACAAUGCUACAAAUUAUUUGGAUGACAAUUUAUAAAAGUGGCCAUUAAGAUUUAAAAAGUCGCUUCUGAUUUUUAUUUUUUUAUUACCUGUUUAGUACUUAAACGAAUACUUGGCCUUAUCUGAUUUGAGCUUCUAAACCUUUGCUGUUACUAAAUAAUACUAAUGAUUUCAAUA